Messenger RNA from Xenia sp. Carnegie-2017, 2088 nucleotides. RefSeq lists its product as uncharacterized. Lineage: Eukaryota; Metazoa; Cnidaria; Anthozoa; Malacalcyonacea; Xeniidae. The coding region runs from base 1 to 1824 and encodes 607 amino acids. The record is from RefSeq and is a predicted model, not a curated record. Gene Ontology annotation, molecular function: protein binding. The transcript has 3 exons.
AUGAGUACGGCAAGGUCUGUGUUUUGCGAGCAACUUCAGACACCAAUAAUCCAUGAAUACAAAGACAAACAGAUAUUUGAGAAAGCCCGAGAUGCUGCAGCAGACAGGCUAGAAAACGGCGACGUUGGUAAUGAAAGAUUUCGGGAACUUAUCAAGCGAGAUUUACACGAAAUCGAAACAAAGCUAGAUAAUCUUUCGAAAAUAGACCUUUGCUCCAGUUUGAACUACUUGGAGGAAGGAUUUCUUCUACUUUUUAAUUGCAUUGACAAAGUAGAAAGUGAUAGAAAACGUGAAGAAACAAGUAAUAAUGAUGAGUCUCAGGCAACUUGUACUGCCAUCACCACCAGGUAUAAUCUUUCCCGUGCAAUACAACAUUCAAAGGAUUUUGAAUCGGCAAAGGAUCGAUUUAAAAAAUCCCGUGAGAAAGCAACGGAUGUUUUCAACAAUAAAAAUUUAACCUUGGAGGACAGAAUAUUUACAGUUAUUGUUAAGAUCAUGGCACAAAUUUUUGAAUGUCCGGAGAAUCAAAAGAAUCUCGUUGAUUUAUGUUUAUCUUAUAUAAAAAGGCUGCAUGAAUUGGAUGGUGUUCGUCAAAUGUUCUCUGUUUCUAUUGAUGGUGGCAUGAGAGCGAUGUUCAAAAAAUCCCAAAGAAUGGAAAACAUAAAGUCUGUCAUUCUUCUCAACCAUCAUUUAUAUCAGUUCAUUGCAAGGAUCAACAACAAUCAUGAUCAUUUAUCAACUUGGCCAAGUAUUGAACUUAGAGACGGAAAAAAUUUUAAUCCAAUACAGGAUUGGCGCAAGGAAUUCGCUGUCGAGUCUUGGUAUAAAAAUUUGAUUGAAUCUUCCCAAGAAAUGGAAAAAAUGAAAACAAUGAUGUUUGAACUUUUGGACAAAAUGACUAUAAAUGAACAUUUUGCUCCAAUAUUGACAUCACCAGUUGAAUUAGUUAUAGAUGUAUUAAGAAGUGAUAUUUUGGUUGGUGAUGGUUACAGUGUUGAAAUUUUUUCAUGGAAGAAGAAGAAAUGGUUUGAGAUUGCUGCAAUGGAAAGAGGACACAAGUUUGCUUCAUCAUUUAUUUACAAUGAUAAUUUAUUUGUUGUUGGAGGAGAUUACUGCCAGUCAAUGGAAACAUUGAAUAUAAAACAGUUACCUUUAACAUGGAAGACAUUUCCCACAGAGCUUCCUUGUGAGUGUCGUGGUCAUCAAACUGUUGUAUGUAAACAACAAAUUCUUCUCAUUGGAGGAUACAUUAAUGGCAAAGAAAAAUCAGAUCUGAUCAGUGAAAUAAAAAUUACUGGUACAACAUCUCAUGUAUUAAAAGAGUUGUGUCAUAUGCCUGAACCACGGGAAAACCAUGGAGCUGUUGUUGUUGAUGAUAAAGUUCUUAUUUUUGGAGGAUAUGGAAAAGAUAUGAAAGUUUUAUCCAGUGUUUUGGAAUUUGAUCCAACAACUCUUACAUUUAAGGAAUUGCCUCCAUUACCUCAUCCAUUGUUUGGAAUGGCAACAGUUCAAUGUAGAGAUCAAGUUGUUCUUCUUGGAGGUUAUUAUGGAAAUAGGUUGAACAGUGUUAUUAUGUAUGACAGCAAAACAGGUAAGAUUAAAGUCUUACCAUCCAUGUUGGAAAAGAGACUUGGGUGUUGUGCAGUUAUAACUGGUCAAACAAUUGUUGUCAUGGGAGGUAGGGAAAAUUUAUGGGAAGGUCUAAAAUCAGUGGAGUGUUUCCAAAUGGGAAGUAGUUCUUCAUGGACAUAUCUUCCUUCAAUGAAUGAAUCACGAAGGGGAGCCAUUGCUGAAGUUUUACCUUUUGGACAAAAAUAUGUCUAAGACAUGAAAUUUCAUUAAGUUAUGGAACGUUAUAACUCAUCAAUGUUUGUUUGGACUACAUUGGAUGAUAAGUUUGUAAAAUUUAAAAUGUAUAGUUCAAAAGUUCAUAUAAUCAUUAACUAUUUUGAUAAAUUUCUGAAAUAGGUGAAUGACUUUUGUAUCUAAAUAAGUUUGAGUUUUUAGAGGAUGAUUUAUGCCUUUUUUCUUGUCCUUGUUUCAUUGCAGUUUAUUGACCAAUAAAAUACAAGUUUUCCAUGGUAAAAA